UUCAUCAUUGGCAAUACAUGGAGCGUGGUGCAAAAUAUUCUUUGCCAGCAAGACUGCUUUUGUUUCUUGACUAUAAAUAGAGUGCACCACAAUGGUUGAGCACCAACAAAGCACAUCUGCUCUUCACUUUCUCUUCCAUUACAAACAUAAACACAUCAUCAGUUCAUCCAUUAGAAACAUGGCUUGCCAUCAAAGAUCCGCAAGUUUGCCUUGCUCCAGUGAAUCCAAAGUGGAGGUGGAGCUGCAGGGCCUGAAGUCAUGCAUCUCUUCACCCUCCGCAACCAUCGACACAAUGUGUGGUGGUUACGCAAGGCUUGGAGACAUCUACAACUGCAUAGAGGAGAUCAUGGGCUUGCCCAGCAACCAAAUUGGCCUCUCCUUCCCCCAAAACAAGAAAAUGGUAGAAGAGGAACUGGAGAGAUCCCUUGCGCUGAUUGAUCUCUGCAAUUCCAUGCAAGAGAAUUUAGCAGAGCUGAAGAUGAGUACCCAGGAGUUGCAACUGGUUCUCAAAAGAGGAGAUGACGCGUCUGUUCAACUCAAGGUUGAGUCUUUCAUUCGCCUCGCCAAGCAGGCGCAGAAGCCUUUCAAGAAGAUCGCAAGCAGCAAAGCUAGUGGUGAGGAUUGCAGGCUGGUCAGGCUACUGGCGGAAGCCAGAGAGAUGUCUGUCUCUCUACUCGAGUCCACGUCGCAGCUGUUGCUGAAGCAGUUCGCCACCACCAAAGGAAGCAAAUGGUCUCUUGUACAGAAAAGAAAGGUCAUUUGCGAGGAGGAACAGUUGCAAGCGCUAGAGCGAUGCAUGGGAGAUCUUGAAAACGGCGCUGAGCUUCUGUUCAGGAGAUUGAUCCAAAGCAGGGUUUCGCUCCUGAACAUUCUCAGCUCGUAGACACUCUCAGGCCUUGUUUCUCUAGCAUAUUGCGAUUGGCAUCCACCUUUUAAAGGAUUCACCAGCCAUAUAGAACCUUUCUAGCUUGUGUACUGAGUACACUACUAAAUGUACAUACAAAUGAUCAGUUGACGAAAGCAGUUUUGACUAUGCCCAUAAAAUUACUUGUGAUUUCACUGAUCUUU
This is a messenger RNA of Triticum dicoccoides, 1068 nucleotides long. RefSeq lists its product as uncharacterized. The record is from RefSeq and is a predicted model, not a curated record. Gene Ontology annotation, biological process: root development; shoot system development. Bases 92 to 883 code for a protein of 263 amino acids. NCBI's taxonomy places the organism in Eukaryota, Viridiplantae, Streptophyta, Magnoliopsida, Poales, Poaceae. The transcript has a single exon.